Messenger RNA from Bolinopsis microptera, 1801 nucleotides. Its product is annotated as serine/threonine-protein kinase/endoribonuclease IRE2-like. Gene Ontology annotation, molecular function: ATP binding; RNA endonuclease activity; protein serine/threonine kinase activity. The record is from RefSeq and is a predicted model, not a curated record. NCBI's taxonomy places the organism in Eukaryota, Metazoa, Ctenophora, Tentaculata, Lobata, Bolinopsidae. The transcript has 2 exons. Gene Ontology annotation, biological process: endoplasmic reticulum unfolded protein response; protein phosphorylation. Bases 131 to 1801 code for a protein of 556 amino acids.
AGGUUGGUGUCAAUACCUUUAAAAUGGCUAAACAGGUAUUUAAAGUCCUUCUGUACAUUAGCUAUUAAUGUGUGUGGUCUUGUGAACGUCUUCCUUACAUCUAACAUCAGUGGUACGCUGGAACAGGGUUAUGAAGCAGGCAGCUGACUCUGGUCGUGAACUUGGGGAAAGGGUUUCGGCCAUGAAACUUGAAAGUAGUUCCCAAAACAGCACUGCUUUAUCAGAAAAUACUAUUGCUACACACGAAGGUAUUGCUAUUCAACGAAACGCACUAAGUCUUCACAAACAGAUAACCAAGUGGAUGGGAACUGAAAGUAAUGCUAAACCUCCCAUUUUUAAUGAAGUAGGAGAGAAAGGAUUCCUCAAACUUGAUCAUGACGUUCUGCUAGGGAGCGGCAGUAACGGAACUCGUGUUUAUUUAGGAACAUUCCGUCAGAGUGUAACAAAUGUUGAACAACUGGUAGCCAUAAAGAGAAUACAAUAUGACACAGAUGAAGAGUAUAUUAAAAUAGACAGAGAAAUUUUAACCCUGCAGAAACUGGACAAUGUCAAUCUGAUUAAAUACUUGUUUGCUGACAAAAAUAUUCAAUUUCGUCUUAUGUUUAUAGCUCUAGAGUUAUGCAGAGGAUCUUUAAUCAAUGUCUUUGAACUUCGUAAAGAUGUAUUUGAUCGCCCCUUUGUGCUACGAAACGGAUCUCCUUCAGAUGAUUGGUGGUUUAAAAAGCAUCUACUUCUAGGAAUAGCUAACGGAUUAAAAUAUGUCCAUCAAGAGGAUCAUGUGCACAGGGACCUAAAGCCUCAGAACAUCCUUGUCCAGGGGGAUGACAGCAAUGUAUUCGGAUACAAAGCAGUCAUUUGUGAUUUCGAGCUGACCAGGGAAUUGAAGCCUGGUAAGAGCAAACUUUCUCAUGCAUCUGGACUUGUCGGGACUCAUGGUUGGAUGGCUAAGGAGGUUCUCAAUGGAGGUGAUCAAACUAAAGCUUUAGAUAUCUUUGCUUAUGGGUGCAUUGUUCAAUUUGUUAUGUCUGAGAACAGAGAUAUGGGCAAAACCCAUCCAUUCGGACCUGAUGAUGACCGAAAUAGAAAUAUCAUAAAAAGUAAAAGGUACUCAUACAUCAGUACUCAUAUUGCUGAUAAUAAAGGUCAUGUCUAUCCUGAUCGUCAAUCUGCAUCUUUUAGUAAGAGAAAUUGGGUGGGUUACAGAUAUCUUGGAGAUGCCCUUCUAGCUGACAUGCUUGUGGGUGUUUGUAUAUCAGAGAAUAUAAAUGUACGCCCCAGUGCAGCUGGAAUAAUUGAACAUCCAUUCUACUGGUCUUAUGAACAACGAAUGCAGUGUAACGAAAAAAUGUUUAAUGCAUUUAAAGACAACUUCCAAAAAGUAAAUAUAAUAUCGGUGAUGGAAAAGCAUUGGGAAACCCUCGGCACUCACCGCCUUUCAUCAUUGGUACCUGUUGCAUGGGAUUAUUAUGUUAAGUAUAGAAAGAUAAAUGGAAAAAACGCUCCCUCGGUAGAGCUUAGUGCCAAAAUCUUUAACUGUUUGAUGAGAAACAUUCGGAACAUUCAACAACAUUACAAUGACGCAAUUAAAAUUUUGCCAGACCUUGAAAAGGUCAUGAAGGGAAACGAUGAAUCAAUGGGCCAAUACUUCUUUGAGGGUGUUCCUCUAUCAUUUCCUGUUAUAUACAUACACUUUCAUUGGUUGCAAUCACAGAGCAAUAGAUCGGGCGGAGAAAAGCAGGAUAUUUACGAUGUGCAAAUGGAUACCCUUUAUGCCAUAAAUAAUUAUCAUUGUUCUUUGUAA